Orussus abietinus is the source of this 1564-nucleotide messenger RNA. It is a transcript of the gene Syx18, whose product is annotated as syntaxin-18. The record is from RefSeq and is a predicted model, not a curated record. The coding region runs from base 415 to 1389 and encodes 324 amino acids. The transcript is spliced from 2 exons. NCBI's taxonomy places the organism in Eukaryota, Metazoa, Arthropoda, Insecta, Hymenoptera, Orussidae. Gene Ontology annotation, cellular component: SNARE complex; endoplasmic reticulum. Gene Ontology annotation, biological process: retrograde vesicle-mediated transport, Golgi to endoplasmic reticulum.
CAGGUCUCUCUAAAUUGUUAUCUAUGCUUGUCAAUUUUACAUACUGGGCACUGAUGGUCGAAAAUAUUUUAUAACAGGUGUUACAUUUCGUACCGUUAACAGUAGAAAUGAAUGAUUUCCAAGUUACGUAAAUGAUUGACAUUAAAAUGAUACGUCGUCACUGUAAUUCGUUUCUUAGCAUUCCACUACGCCAAUUGGAGGUUACUUUGCGAUGUUGACAAUACGUUUAGAUAAUUUUAGGAAGCAUAAAAGAAAAGUAUUUUUGUCUUCCAUCAGCAUCCGUUACUGCUAAUUAUAAGAUAAAUUGAUUUUAUUGUUAUACUCGUGACACACCAUUAAUAAUAGCAACUUGCAAAGAAUCUGAUGUUUAAAAUCUACUAAUCUAGAAAAUUUGAAAAUUAUAAAAAAACUGAAAUGGAUAUCAGUAAUUUAUUCAAGGCUUGCGUAAAGACGGUACGUUUACGCAAUAAGGCACUGGAUUUUCCAAAUGAAAGUAUAGCACAAUCAAGAAUACUUAAAGCACGCAGUGCAUUUUUCACUAAAGCAAGUGAUGUGGUAACUCAAGUUACUAAAUUACGUGAAUUUUUGUUAAAUAAUCGCAGUGCCUACUUGAAUUUCUCUGGUCACCUUUCCAGUCUCCCACAAAUGACGGAUGUCGACAGAGAUGAAAUUGAUAUCGGAGCGCAAAAAAUAAUGAGUACUUGUUCACAGCUUAUUAAAGAAUUAAAAAGAGAAGUUAUGAAAGAAGAAGUCUCACAACAGAAUCUAGAACACCGAGAGAUAAUGUUACUGCUUAUUGAAGAAUACUUGAAAAAUGUUUGCAAGAUUUAUUCCGAGCAAAAGGCAAUCCGAGUCAAGAGGACCGUUGAGAUGCGAAAAUUGGUAAAGAUAGAGCCAGAUAUCAAACCUUCUCUGAACAUAGAUCGUUCAUCUAGAAAACAGGAAUCAACAGAUAAUUUAAGUACAGAGAAAAAUAAUACAGAUGGAUCAGCUGAAUCGAGCCCUAUGAAAAUUCUAGAGAUUAAUGGCGAUGUCAAUACUCUUACCUAUGAAGAAGAACUGUCCCCCGAAGAUAUUCAAAUGUUCGAAUCCGAAAAUCAGCAGCUAUUUAAUGAAUUAAAUACCUUGACGGAAGAGAUUAAACAGAUCGAGAGUAAAGUGGUGCAUAUCGCAGAACUACAGGAAAUCUUCACCGAAAAGGUUUUAGACCAAGAUAAAGAUCUCGAUCGACUGAUGACAACCGUUGUUGGUUCUACAGAAAAUGUAAAAGAAGCCAACGAGCAGAUUCGCCAAGCUAUUCAAAGGAACGCAGGACUUAGGGUAUCGAUACUAUUUUUCCUACUGGUUAUGUCAUUUUCCUUAUUGUUUCUCGAUUGGUACAAUGCUUAGGCGUUCGGGUAUAAUUAUUACCGCGUUACAAUUAAGAACUGGUUGUAAUCAUAACAUGUACAUAACUCUUGAUAAAAUACAGACACUGUACUAAUUUCCCUAAUAAGUUAUUGUUCAAAUAUUUGUACAUUCAUGUACCAAGUGCAUAAAUCUUGCGACUGUUAAAUAUCCGUAC